AUGAUAGACUUAACUUAAAAAACAAACCAACCUUGAACACCAUUUAUGGCGGAGUUUACAUAACUUAUCUUUGUGCCUUGAUUUGGAAAUACUGUUAGUUGUCAGAGGUGUGGCAAGAGGUGGGGAAAAAUAUUAAUCUGACAAAACAGCUGAGGAAAGAAUCAAGAGAGGAGCAGAACUCCAUGUCAACCAUUGCAGGUGCUGGAUUCAAUUUCUGGAGCUUCAUUAUGACUUUGCUGAGAUGCAUCCUCAUUCAGAUCCUCUUAACUUAUUCUUCCCAGAAGGAAGUGCGAGCAUGUGAAGAGCCCCCUGAUAUUGAUUUUGGCUACAUCGUAAGUGGUGAAAAAUCAGAAUACGUGGAAAGCGACAGAGUGCAGUACCGCUGCUACCCUGGGUACACUCUGAUUCAAUCCGAAUGGAUAACAUGUAAUGGAAGCUGGACCCCACCUCCAAAAUGUCUAGCCCCUUGUACUAUCACAAAGCAGCAGCUGGAAGACAAAAAUAUGUUUUUACGCAGUGGUCGAAGACGUACGGUUGUAAUUCAGAGUGCUCAGAUUAUAGAGUUUUCCUGCAGCAAAGGCUAUAAACUUACCACUCCUUCUGUCAGGGCAUGUGUUGAUGGGCACAUACACUUUCCAUUGUGUAUAUCAGAAAUGGGAAAGAAAUGUGGACACCCACCUACUAUUGCUAAUGGUGAUAUAACCACUUUUGCCCUAAAAGAGUAUGCUUCUGGCUUCUCUGUGGAAUACAAAUGCCAACGUUUUUACACACUGACAGGGCAAAAUACAUCUUUCUGUAACAAUGGAAACUGGACCAAACCACCAGUUUGUUUGGAAGUGCAAUGUGGAGUUGUUCCAAGUGUUGAGAAUGCUGUCAUCAAAGGCGAAGCAAGAGAUAGCUACAAGUCUGGUGAAACAGUACGUUAUCAGUGCCAUCAAGGUUUUAGUAUGAUUGGAGCACCAGAUAUUACCUGUAGAGGAGGGAAUUGGACCAAACCACCUACAUGUGCAGAUGGUACAUGUGCACCUCCACCUGACAUUGCUAUGGGUGGGAUUCUGGAGACGAAAAGACUGAGGUAUUUUCCUGGUGAGAGGGUGGAUUAUCAAUGUCAGCAUGGUCUGAACCUUACUGGAUCACAAACACUAACAUGUAUGGAAGGAGAAUGGUCACUAGCAGAACCACCAGAAUGCAGAGAUGCUACUGGAAAGUGUGGGCCCCCACCUACCAUUGAAAAUGGAGAUACAAUUUAUUUUGCAUUGCCAUUCUAUGAAUUAGGUUCAGUUGUGGAAUACAAAUGCAAAACUACAUAUGCACUGGUGGGAUCUCGAUUUGUUAGAUGUGACUUUGGGCAAUGGACAAAUCCACCAACUUGCAGAGAGCCAUGUGCAGCAUCUACAAACGAGAUGGAGAAAAACAAUAUUAGGCUGAAAUGGAUGCAUGGAGACAAAUUGGUUGUUUCAUCUGGAGAUGUUGUUGAAUUUGAAUGUAAACGGGGAUAUGUGAAUGAUCCAACAUCUCCUUCUUUUAGAGCUUGGUGCCUGAGGGGGGUAUUGAUUUAUCCUAAAUGUAAGCUCAGAGAAACGCUAUGUGGAACUGUUCCAAGUAUUCUUAAUGGCAUCCCAGAAGGCAGAACGAGGGAUUAUUAUGAGCCUGGUGCCACAGUGCGUUAUCAAUGCCAAGAAGGUUUUGAUAUUAGUGCAACACCAGUCAUUACAUGUCAAGCAGGGAAGUGGAGCACACCACCUACAUGUGUAGAGGGUGGUGGAAGGUGUGGGAAACCACCUGCUAUUGACAAUGGAGAUAUAACUUUCUUUCCAUUGAAUGACUAUGAUCCACAUUCAACACUAGAAUAUAAAUGCAAACAUUUGUAUGUAAUGCGGGGAUCUCAAUUUGUUAGCUGCAAGUCUGGACAAUGGACAGACCCUCCAGUUUGCAUAGAGCCCUGUACAGCAUCUGAGGAGGAUAUGGCAAAGAACAAUAUUCAGCUGAAAUGGAGUCCAGGACAUAAAUUGUAUUCCCCAUCUGGAGAUGUUAUAGAAUUUACCUGCAAAAGGGGAUAUGUGAAGGAUCCAGAAUCUCCUCCUUUUAGAGUACGGUGCCUGGAGGGGGAAUUAACAUAUCCUAAAUGUAGGCUUAGAGGUACUUCAGGAUGAAUGAAGAGAAGCAUUUAGCAGAUCAUUUUUAGCUCAAAUCUGAACAUUCAAAUUCAUUGACAGGUUUUUUGUAAUGUUUGCACACUAUACACAUUAUGUUAGCAAGAUCAUCUUUCUGAACUGAUAUAUGUAAUCACUUGUUUAUUUGUAGCCAAAACAUAUAUUGUUAAAGCUAAUGUCAAACAAAUCACAAAAUAUAUCAAGGGCUAGUAAAUAAAUUUAGACUCGAAUCAAAGGAAGGUUUUUCAUGAAAAUUGGAAAAGCUAAUUUAAAGUAAAACUGCUCACUUCUCUGCUUCCUCACCAUAUAUGGGACAAGAAGAAACACAAUUUCCCAUCAGGAUUAGAACAGGAAUGACUGGAUGUCUUACUAGAAGCUUUUGUUUUUUGAAGACUAUUUUCCAUACCAGGAAGUUUGGGAUAUGUAAAUAUGAGCAUAGAGGCAUUUUGAAGUUUGUCUCAUUUUAUUAACAGCUGUUCAUGUUUUUGUCUAAAUACUUUUGCCGAGGCAGGGGCAGAGAAGAAUUUAUUAGAAUCUGCACAAAUUAGAAUAAAAAUUAUAGAAAGAGAAAGGGAACAUUGCUGGAUGCUACGUUGUCCUAGCUGCCUGCGGAGGGUUCAGGAUUGAGAGUAUGGUCGGGGUAGAAAGGUAAGAAAGGUUUAUUGACUUAACAAAAACACAACUACGCAUGGUAACAAGACAAACAAUGGCAGACAAAAAUAAUUCAUGUUGGCAAGUUAUCGGCAGUUCCCUCUGAUGCCUGAUGUAUGACAAGUUUCUCUUUCCACAAAGCUCAGCAAAGUCAGGCGUCCCUGAUCAGUGCUGUCCAAGAGGAAGGACCCUGGUAUUCAGUCCUUGGGCUCCUCGCGAUCCAUGGGCCCACUGAUCCAGGUCAAUAGCUAACUAAUCCUUUUCACAGAGCUGUAUCUUCCUUCAGAAUGAUUUCUGGAUGUUUUAGCCCAUUUAUAGCUUCUGAACGGUACUGAUAACUUACAGCCACUCAGGUUCUUUUUACUUCAACUGUCCUUAGACUGACCAAUAGCAGUACAAGCCUUGCAUUCCUUUCGAUAAGGUUAAUUUUAACUACGACACAGGGCCUUACUACUUCAAAGCUUUGCUAAAUUUACUAGGCUUUACUUUACACAAGGCCUUACUAUAUCUUAAACUUUAAUUAGGCUCUUAGCAACAACAUACAGCUUAAUAUCUAAACAAAUUCAGAAAAACGCUUGGUCUAAUCUUCAUAGAGCCUUCAGCAAGCACCUUUAUCACACAGACAUAAUUUUCAGCACACUUUAUCUAUGUUUUAUAACUGCACCAAAACGAAACAAGCCCAAAUGUAUUCUAUGGGUACAGGCAGACAUUAAUUUUUCCACACGGUGGAAACUUCGGAAAUCUUUUGCAGAUCGGAAACAUCAUGAGUUGUGUCUUGCCACACCUUCAAGGUUCCUGUCCCUGAAUAGAAAAAAGUGGCACAAGAACUUGAGCUGUUGAGUUUUUACCAGUUGGGGGAGAAGGAGAGCUGACAUCUUCCUCUACUAUCCUGUAGUGCUGUUCUCAUCCUCUAGUCCAGUGUUUCUCAACCCAUGGGUUGUGACCAAAAAGUGGGUAGCAAGAAUAUAGGAAAGGGUUGUGAACAAACUUUAAAAAUUGAUUCUCUUUUAAAGGAGAAAAUGUGGGAAACUAUGGCUUUUCCCUUGCAGGCUGGCAGAGUUCCAGCUUGCAAGGGGCUGCUUGGGGCCCCCAAUGCCCCCCCUCCUCCUACACCACACAUCCACCCCCUGCCCCACAAGCUGGGGGGCAGCAGGUCAGGAGAGAGGGGCACUGAGUUGGGACUGGCCAUUGAUGUUUAAAAAUGGGUCCUAGUACAAAAAAUGUUGACCACUGGUCUAGUCCUCCCAGUAACAUGACAGGGAGAGUUGGUGCCUGGGGCAAACCCAGGAGGAGUGCAGGGAGGGGCACACGGUUCCAAGAGCAGGGGGUGGGAACAGGAUCCGAGAGGUGUGGGGGCACAUGGUUCUGAGUCCAACAAGGGGGCAGGAGGGAGGGAGAGAAAGCAGCCCAAAGCACAGUGAGCUGUCAGCGAGUCCUAUGGGUUGUAUCAGGGGUGGAUCCAGGAUUUGGCAUGGGGGUGCAGGAGCAGCCACUCUUGCUGCUGGGGUGGCUGCACCCUGCUGCCAACCCCCUUCUCUCCCCCCACCGGUAUGUGCAGACUGCAACAUUGGAGCCUCUGGGGACUUUUUUAAAGUCCCUAAAACAGAUAAAAUAUUCCCUCCCUCCAUCCCUUCCCCUGUGUGCUCAAAUGAACAUCCCCUUCCUUCGCCUGCAGUGUCCCAGGCUGGGGAAGGUUCAAAGCCCCUCUUGCCCAUUCCAGCAGGUGAGACAGGGACAGCAGUAGUCAUGGACAUGGGUGUGGGUGUGUUCCUCCACCCUGCCUGCCCCCCAACCCCUCCCCCCCAGAGCAGGUAUAGGAAGAGAGAACCCCCUUGUCAUUGUCUCUGCUGGUGUCACUGUUUCCAGCUGAGCCCAUCUCUGUGCAGCCUGGCUGCAGCAAGCAGGAGCUGCUUUGAAACUUUCUUGGCCCCUGGACAACAGGAAAAGCAGAAGCAGGAGGUUGGGGUGGGAGAAAAGGGAAGAGGACCUUCCUUUGAGAUUCAUAUGCUCUACAGGGACUUCUAAACCCCUCCCACCCAGGGCUACCAGGGUUUGAUCCAGUCCAAAACAGGGGGGUGCACUCCCUUUGUAUCCAUCCCUGGGCUGUGCUGUCCCCACUGUUGGCAGGGGGUGAUGAGGACAGAGCUUCUGUGCUGUCACCAGGGGCUUCUCAGGUAGGAAACAUGGUAGUGCCUGGUUUCUGGGCUUCCUGGACACUCUUUAAAGAGGCCAGCAUGAACAGCAGAUGGUCAGGAAGGAGCAGGGGGCAGAGGUGCAUCACACAGCAAAAGGAGAGAUUUUGGAACUUUGCAUGGAGAUGUCUAAAAUUCUUGGAUCAUUUUUGGACAUGGGAGAAGCUGUUUGCCUUUUGAGCAUGGUUUAGAGGUGCAUGGAGUUAUGCUUACAUUGAUACAAAUGAUGUUGUUUAAUAAAAAUCAUGAAUGUAUUUGAUUAGUCACUAGCUUUGUAAAGGAACUGCCAGAAAUAGAUUUAGGAUUUUACAAAGGGAGGUGUGGUUGC
Messenger RNA from Alligator mississippiensis (American alligator), 5324 nucleotides. Its product is annotated as complement factor H-related protein 5-like. The record is from RefSeq and is a predicted model, not a curated record. The transcript is spliced from 12 exons. NCBI's taxonomy places the organism in Eukaryota, Metazoa, Chordata, Crocodylia, Alligatoridae. Bases 183 to 2153 code for a protein of 656 amino acids.